Molecule: messenger RNA, 2440 nt
Organism: Liolophura sinensis
Lineage: Eukaryota; Metazoa; Mollusca; Polyplacophora; Chitonida; Chitonidae
Product: DNA repair protein RAD51 homolog 1
Exons: 10
Coding region: 182-1201 (339 amino acids)
Biological process (GO): DNA strand invasion; DNA recombinase assembly; chromosome organization involved in meiotic cell cycle
Cellular component (GO): condensed nuclear chromosome
Molecular function (GO): ATP binding; single-stranded DNA binding; DNA strand exchange activity
Source: RefSeq, a predicted model, not a curated record
CGCGACUUUCCUCUUCCCAGAAACAGGGAUCGUUGCUCAUAAUUUCACGUCUAGUGCACAGUAUAUACCCUAUACCGUUUUUUUCUUUGUUACAGUUUGAACUUUCAUCAUUAAUUUUGUUAGCUGUGUGUUUACUUUGUUGGAAAACUACAGAGAAUAAGCUUUCCAUAUCUCAGUCGCCAUGGCAAUGCAGGUAGAACGGCAAGCUGCUGGUGUGGAAGAGGCAGAAGAUGAAAGCUUUGGACCCAUGCCUCUAAACCGUCUUGAGGCUAGCGGAAUAUCAGCAAAUGACAUCAAGAAGCUGGAAGAAUCUGGCUAUUUUACUGUUGAGUCUGUUGCAUUUGCCCCAAAGAAGAGUUUACUGGCCAUAAAGGGCAUAAGUGAAGCAAAAGCAGACAAGAUCUUGAAUGAAGCUGCCAAAUUGGUACCAAUGGGAUUUACAACGGCAACAGAAUUUCACCAGAAGCGUUCAGAAAUCAUACAGAUAUCUACAGGCUCCAAAGAACUGGACAAGCUCUUACAAGGUGGCAUUGAGACGGGGUCAAUCACAGAAAUAUUCGGGGAAUUUAGAACUGGAAAAACCCAGAUUUGUCACACACUAGCUGUAACUUGCCAGCUACCUAUAGACAUGGGUGGUGGUGAAGGAAAGGCUUUAUAUGUGGACACAGAAGGCACAUUUAGACCAGAGAGACUGUUGGCUGUGUCAGAAAGGUACGGCUUAUCUGGUAGUGACGUCCUGGACAAUGUGGCAUAUGCCAGAGCAUACAACAGUGACCACCAGUCCCAGUUACUCAUACAGGCAGCUGCCAUGAUGGCAGAAUCAAGGUAUGCUCUGAUGAUCGUGGACAGUGCUACUGCCUUGUACAGAACGGACUACUCAGGCCGAGGAGAACUCUCUGCCAGACAGAUGCACUUGGCACGCUUUUUACGCACAUUGCUGCGACUGGCUGAUGAGUUUGGUGUUGCCGUGGUGAUAACUAACCAGGUGGUGGCUCAGGUGGAUGGGGCAGCCAUGUUCUCUGCUGAUCCCAAGAAACCCAUUGGUGGAAAUAUCAUAGCUCAUGCCUCAACCACAAGGUUAUAUCUUCGUAAAGGCCGCGGAGAAACAAGAAUUUGUAAGAUUUAUGAUUCACCUUGUCUUCCCGAAGCAGAAGCCAUGUUUGCUAUAAACGCUGAUGGUAUCGGAGAUGCCAAAGACUGAGUCUUUGAAUAGACACUGCAAUCUCUUUAUCAUUUGGUCGAAGCUGCUCACCUGGUAUGAGUCUUACCAGUACUUCUAGACCCAGAUCUGCAAGGAGGAGGAAUCAAAUACACCAUAUAAACAAACAAAAAAAAAACAAAAUGUUUACUGGUACUAUCUAAUAAUUUGUUUGAUUAGACAUGACAAAACAAGAUAGUAUUGGGCUUUUAUUUCAUUCGAGCCAUUGCAGUGUACUUUAUUACCAUGAUGCUAUUAUGGAUGUGUUAAAAUGAACGUACUUGACCUUUUGUAUUAAAUGUCUGCUCUUCUCUAAAUUAUCUUGUGAUGCUGUGACUGCUUGUAUAAUUCACACCCACAUUUCCACAUGAACAUCAAAACACAUUGUAAUAAACAGAUCAGCAGUUUGCUGCUCAGCUGUAAUGUUGUCAAAAAGGCACCUUCAAGCUUGUAUCAUGGGAUCAGCUACUGUGAGUGGUAACUGUUGAUGGGGGACACAUUUGUUGGUCUGUGUCACUUUUCAACACACCAAUGAAUUGGGCUGUUGAUUGCCACCUGGGCGAGCAUUGUGUAAACAAAUGGCAAUCUGUAAACCAGUCAUUCGGGGUAUUAAAAACAUACAGCAUAGACAGGGAUUGGCUAACAGUAGAGACAAGAUUUCCUGGGUUAAGGACUACAGCCUUGGUCACACAUGAAUAAAUGCACUAUACUUAAAAUUCAUAGUAGCUUAGGCUUGCCUAUCAGCCAGUCAGUGAUGUAAAUACUUUAUUUAAGAAACAAAUCCAGUUUUAUAAAUAAUCCAUUUUGUUUGUUAGAUAACGGUAAAACACUAAGUUCAUUGGUCAGUAAGUUAAGCCGUCAUGCAAAGUCAGUUUCAUCAUAAUGAAUUUAAUAUGGGUACCCAUAUUACCUGUAAUGAGUUACAGGUCAAGUUUGGUGUAGGUCAGUACACAACUACAUUGCUUUGAGUUACAGAAAAAAUGACGUCAAUCAUUAGACCAGAUUUUCUGAUUUAAUCGCGUUUCACCACUGACAGAAAGUUGAGAGUAUUCUCCUUCUGUCAAGAGGACAGGGAUUUGUACAUUUACAUGUAGCAGUGUGCUCUCUUCAAAAAGUGCCUUUUGUUUUAUUGUGAAAUUGUGCUUCAUUAAUUUAGUAAGUCAAACAUACACCUGUAGGGUAGACACAGGUACAUGUACCGUAGCUAAGAUGGUUUUGUCAUAGCUUAUCGAUCUCCAAGUU